Gopherus evgoodei (Goodes thornscrub tortoise) is the source of this 3422-nucleotide messenger RNA. It is a transcript of the gene FAR2, whose product is annotated as fatty acyl-CoA reductase 2. The coding region runs from base 457 to 2028 and encodes 523 amino acids. NCBI's taxonomy places the organism in Eukaryota, Metazoa, Chordata, Testudines, Testudinidae. The transcript has 14 exons. Gene Ontology annotation, biological process: long-chain fatty-acyl-CoA metabolic process. Gene Ontology annotation, cellular component: peroxisome. Gene Ontology annotation, molecular function: alcohol-forming very long-chain fatty acyl-CoA reductase (NADP+) activity. The record is from RefSeq and is a predicted model, not a curated record.
UGGCCCAGGGCCCAGAAGCGGGAGUCUAACCCCACCAGGGCGGGUCGGGAUAGUCUGCAGCCUCCCGGCCUCCGCUGCCUUUCGUGUAUGGGCGGGUGCGCGCGCAAAGAUUGCGCCCAGCGCUCGCUGCAAGAGGCAGAGACGGGCAGGACAGGGCAACUCCCCCCCGUCUCAAAGCCGGAUAUAUAGUGUCAGUGGCUGGAAGAGGAGGAGAGAAGCGGUUUGGUGCCCUCCCCACCCCCGGUGCCUAGAGUUGCUUGUGAUCGGGAGGCGAGGGAAGCGUUCUGGAGUCGGGAAUUGAUCGGAAACGAUUCAACUGUACAUGCAAUCGCCUGAAUAUACAUGCAUAGAAUUGGGAAUGCAAGUGGUGAAUAAUCACAAAAGGCUAGAUUCUUCCAUCCUUGCUCACAGAACCUCCUGCAGGAAGUCAGAAGGAGGACAGAGAGAGAGCGCACCAUGUCUUCAAUUGCAGCUUAUUACAAUGGAAAGACUGUACUCAUCACAGGAGCCACAGGUUUUAUGGGCAAAGUACUGAUGGAAAAGCUGCUGCGCUCCAGCCCUGAUGUGGAAGCUGUUUAUAUCCUCGUGAGGCCAAAGGCAGGACAAUCAAUGCAGGAGAGAGUGGCAAAUAUGGUGAAAUCUAAGGUCUUUGACAGAGUCCGGGAAGAUUGCCCUAACUUCCAGGAGAAGAUUAAGCCCAUUAAUGCAGAACUCACUCAGCCAAAUCUGGCCAUCAGCGCCAAGGACUCACAGGAGCUCCUGUCCCAGGUCAAUGUUGUCUUCCACUGUGCAGCAACAGUUCGCUUUGAUGAGCCACUGAAACAUGCCCUGCUGCUGAAUGUCAUGGGCACACAACAGCUCUUAUUGCUGGCCCGGCAGAUGCAGAAGCUCGAGGCCUUUAUCCACAUCUCUACUGCCUAUGCAAAUUGUAAUAAGAGAAAUAUAGAGGAAGUCAUCUACCCACCACCUGUUGAGACCAAGAAGCUCUGCGACUUAGUGGAGUGGCUGGAUGAAUCUAUCAUUCAAGAGAUCACACCUAAGCUGAUUGGGGACUGGCCCAAUACGUAUACCUACACCAAAGCCUUGGCAGAGUACCUGGUCCAGCAAGAGAAAGAGCACUUCAACAUUGCCAUCAUCAGGCCAUCCAUCGUGGGAGCCAGCUGGCAUGAGCCUUUCCCAGGUUGGAUUGACAACUUCAAUGGAGCAAGUGGAAUGAUUAUUGCGUCUGGCAUCAUGGUGGCUCCAACGGCUGGUAAAGGGAUUCUGCAAACUGUCAAAGUCAAUAAUGAUGCAGUAGCAGAUCUGAUUCCAGUAGAUGUCGUCAUCAACCUCAUGCUAGCAGUUGGGUGGUACACGGCAGUUCACAGACCAAAAACAGUGAUGGUGUACAACUGUACAACAGGUGGAAUCAACCCUUUCUGCUGGGGAGAGAUAGGAUACCAUGUCAUCUCCACAUUCAAAAGGAACCCCCUUGAGCAGACCUUCAGAAUACCCAAGGCUCAGAUGACCUCAAACCACCUGAUAAACCAGUACUGGAUAACUGUCAGUCAUAAAGCUCCAGCCAUGCUCUAUGACUUCUACUUGAGAUUAACAGGAAGAAAGCCCAGGAUGAUGAAGAUCUUCAAUCGGCUGCACAAGUCUAUGAUGCUUCUGGAAUAUUUCACCUGUCAGUCCUGGGAGUGGUCUUCAGAAAAUAUGAACAUGUUAAUGACCCAGCUCAGUCCAGAGGACAGGAGAUUAUUCAACUUUGAUGUGCGUCAGCUGCAUUGGUCGGAAUACAUUGAAAAUUACUGCAUAGGCGCGAAGAAAUAUUUGCUGAAUGAGGACAUGUCUGGGAUUCCUGCAGCAAAGCAGCACUUACGAAAGCUAAGGAACAUCCAGUAUGCAUUCAACACCACCCUCCUUGUGAUCAUCUGGCGCAUUUUCAUUGCAAGGUCGCAGAUGGCUCGCAACAUCUGGUACUUCGUUGUGAGCCUCUGCUAUAAGUUCCUUUCCUAUUUCAGGGCAUCAAGCACCCUCAGGCACUGAAAUAGUCAGUCAGCGGCCAAAAGGACCUUCCUCUCCUCUAAACAGCAUCUGUGGGCAUCUGGGCUUGAAAGUAGCAGGGAAUCCACCACCACCAACAGCUGCCUGUAGUCAUGUGUCCUGUUACUAUGACCACUAUUAUCUUUUUACUAACGCUUUAAUAUGCAAUCUUUCUUCCAUAGGACCAUGCUAAUUUUAAAGCUAUAACUGAAGCUUUAGGCAUGGGUUAUUCUGAGUUUUUUGUCUAGAUUCUGGUGUGCAAGAGGAUGGAUUAACCAAAGCUGCCAUCUUUCCAUCCAAAGUCUAAGAACUAGACACUCUCAUCCCCACCUCCCUCCUUAAUAGUUGCAAAUUUUAAAGGAAUAGAAAUUAGGAAAGGAAUAUGAUAAGACAAGGAAAUAGAGAAAUAAAUCAGUGAGAGGUUUUCUUAAAUGCAAUUCACAAGUUUAGCUCAAUGAAACCAAUAGGGCCAAAUACCUUAUUAGAUUGUGAAACCACAUAUUCUAUGUCACUCAGACCUAAAGGAAGUAAGAAAAAGUAAACUGUGGAAGGCUGAUAAUGUGGUUUAGAUCUCUAUCUCAGGUUGCCAAGGACUGAUUCUUUCAAGCCUUGAUUGAUGAGAUAUACAGAAGCCGUGUACAUUUUUUAUCAGCAUGAACACACACACAAGUGACUUUACUAGGGAGAAGCAUUAAUCUCUCUAUAAUUUGUCUUCCAUUAAAAAACCCUCUUUUAUCACCACUAUAGCUUUUGCUUGGAAAAUUUAUGUGGCCUGAGAGGAGUUGUAUUUACUCUCAACAUGAAGGAGAAUGCUUGUUCAAACCUUGAAGAAAAUAAAGAUAUUUUUGACUCAGUCAUUUAAAAAAAAAGAUCACUGUGCUUUGAAAUUCUGAUUUUUGGCUAACAUUUAUUUUGUCUAGCUGAAAAACAGCUUGUUACUCCCCUUUCAAAACUUUCCCUAUAGUUAAAUUCCCCUGAAAAUUCAUGCACCCAUUUUGUUGAAGUGUAAUUAAGCAAAGUUAGUAACCGUGUUUUGUUAUGGAUCAUGCAUCCCGAUCUUGCUCCCAUUGCUGUCAGUCUGAGUAAUGGGCCCAGUCCUGUUUUCAGGGAUGACAAUAGACAUUUUUCAUUGACUUCUGUUGGAGAGGGAUUGCAUGUGAUAUAUAAAGAGCAUAGUGCUCUAUCAAUGUGCUGCAGCUUAGAAGGCAGACAAGGAGUUGCAACUAGGAUCCCAUUGAAAGGCUGAUUUUUAGUACCAAAAAAAUCCCCCACAUUAUUAAGCUUUCAGUUUUUAAAUGAUUAAGUCUCAUUGACAACUGGAACAUUUUCUUUACAUUUAGUGAAUUGAGUGAGCAUUUGUUAAGUUUAAAAGACUUUAAAAUGACUCCUUUUUAAAG